Molecule: messenger RNA, 1231 nt
Organism: Rhagoletis pomonella (apple maggot)
Lineage: Eukaryota; Metazoa; Arthropoda; Insecta; Diptera; Tephritidae
Exons: 2
Coding region: 8-916 (302 amino acids)
Source: RefSeq, a predicted model, not a curated record
AAUAAAGAUGGCAACACCUGAGCAAAAGAAAUCAUUUAUUAGCCUAUGUGCGUCUAUAAUCCGAGAAAACUAUAGUGGUGACCCCCUAUCGCUCGACUCAUUCAUUGACAAAAUAAACUUAAUUGAAGAAUUAUCGGAUGAAAGUUUAACUACAACAUUUAUAGCAUUUUUAAAGUCUAAACUCGAAGGCAAAGCGCGUGAGGUUUUACCCAGUCAAAUAAUUUCAGUGGAUCAAAUAAAGGUUGCGCUACGCAGCAGAAUCAAACCAGAUAAUUCCAAAGUUGUCUCUGGCAAAAUCGCGUCAUUACAUAUUACUAAUAACAACUAUGCCGAUUUUGCGAAGCGAGUAGAGGAUUUAUCUGACGCAUUAGAGCGAUCUUUAAUUAUUGAGGGUAUGACUCAAGCAAAAGCCCAUGAGUUAGCGGUAGAGCAGACAGUAAAUGUUUGCAGACUGAACAGUCGUUCAGAACUAGUAAAAUCUAUUUUAGCAUCAACCACUUUUACGGAUUCGAAAGAUGUAGUCGCAAAAAUGAUUGUAGAACACAAUAAUGAAGUCAAAGAGCGGCAGGUGUUAUCUUUUAGGUCACGGGCAAAUAGACCAAAUAGUUUUCGAGGAGGUUUUAGAGGGCAUAACAACUAUGGCUAUCACAACACUAGUUUCAGAUUUAAUAACGGCAAUACAAAUAGGCACAAUAAUGGCAAUAACACAAGGCACAAUAAUAAUCAAAAUAAUUACAAUAGAAGUAACAAUUUUAACAAUAGACAAAAUAAUUACAGAAAUAGCACAAGCAAUCGUUCGGCAAGCAACAGAAACAACUCUUCUCGUUCAAAUUCUAGAAACACUUCUAAUGUUCGAUUUUUAAACGCCGAUGCCCCUCAGGAGCGAACACUGGGGGAGCAGGAGCUAAGCAAUUAAACGUAGUUACCCCUGAAAAAUCAAUUUACUGCUUGAACCUUAAUUAUUCAGAUUUUAUUGAAUUAAAUUGUACCGAUUCUUACAAAUUAUGCUCGUUUCUCGUAGAUUCACAAGCAGACAUCUCUUUAAUCAAGAUUUCCAGUUUAGCAAGAAAUUCAGCAAUUAACAGUAGCAAUACCAUAAACAUCACUGGUGUAACAACUGAAACGGUUACAACAUUGGGAACUAUGACAGUUUUAAUAUACCUUCUGACGGCAUACUAGGCAAGGACUUUUUAAAGACGAACAGAUGUAUUAUUAACUACGCAAAUGACAG